AUGGACGAUAAGGAGAAAGAGAAAGAGAAGGUGAAGGAGAAGCACGCCGACGGGAUCGACGUUGUGGAGGAAGAAGAGGACGAAGAAGGUAACAAGCGCAUUGUCGUGCUUGGCCCCCAGGUCCCCCUCAAGGAACAGCUCGAGCUCGACAAGGACGAUGAGAGCCUAAGGAGGUGGAAGGAGCAACUCCUUGGGCAAGUCGACACAGAGCAGCUGGGAGAAACCGCGGAACCAGAGGUUAAGGUGCUGAACCUGACAAUCCUUUCACCUGGCAGAUCGGAUCUGGUCCUUCCGAUCCCAUUCCAGGCGGACGAAAAGGGCUAUGCAUUUGCUCUCAAGGAUGGCAGCCCCUACAGCUUCCGUUUCUCCUUCAUCGUCUCCAACAACAUCGUGUCAGGCCUGAAGUACACCAACACUGUCUGGAAAACUGGAGUAAAAGUGGAGAACCAGAAGAUGAUGCUGGGGACAUUCAGCCCCCAGUUAGAGCCCUAUGUCUAUGAGGGCGAAGAAGAGAGCACCCCUGCUGGCAUUUUUGCAAGAGGUUCUUAUUCUGCUAAAUUAAAGUUUGUUGAUGAUGAUGGCAAGUGCUACCUGGAGAUGAGUUACUACUUUGAGAUUAGAAAGGAGUGGCCAGCAGGAACUCAAUGA
Molecule: messenger RNA, 648 nt
Organism: Miscanthus lutarioriparius
Lineage: Eukaryota; Viridiplantae; Streptophyta; Magnoliopsida; Poales; Poaceae
Source: the annotation of a GenBank genome assembly